This is a messenger RNA of Oncorhynchus nerka (sockeye salmon), 629 nucleotides long. Its product is annotated as NADH dehydrogenase [ubiquinone] 1 alpha subcomplex subunit 13-like. The transcript has 5 exons. The coding region runs from base 66 to 500 and encodes 144 amino acids. The record is from RefSeq and is a predicted model, not a curated record. NCBI's taxonomy places the organism in Eukaryota, Metazoa, Chordata, Actinopteri, Salmoniformes, Salmonidae.
GCUGUAUACCACUUAGUCAAAACCGUCACGCUCCGGUCUGUUUUGGAGAAGGGAAGGAGUGGAAGAUGGCGGCGUCCAAGGUGAAGCAGGACAUGCCUCCUUCUGGAGGUUAUGGCCCUGUCGACUAUAAGAGAAAUCUCCCGAAACGGGGACUUUCUGGGUAUAGCAUGCUCACCAUUGGAGUUGGUGUCAUGUGUUUCGGUUAUUGGAGACUCUUCAAAUGGAACAGGGAGAGGAGGCGGUUGCAGAUUGAGGAGCUGGAAGCGAGGAUAGCUCUUCUGCCUUUGCUGCAAGCAGAGCAGGACCGGAGGCAACUACGGAUGCUGAGGGAGAAUCUGGAGGAGGAAGCAGUUGUAAUGAAAGGUGUCCCCGGCUGGAAGGUGGGCGAGAAUGUCUUCCACACAGACCGCUGGGUGGCCCCCCUCACAGAGGAGCUGUUUAACCUUCGACCCCGUGAAGAGCUUCUCCACAAGCGCUUUGGCUUCCUGUGGUACGUGUAGCCGCACCCCAGUCCAACUGUGUACACCUCAGCUACCAUACCAGCAACAGCCAGUACCCUUUUGACCGGAGUCCACAACUCCACACAGCUUGUAAAUGUUCUAUAUUAAAGUAAUCUUUUCUGUACCCCA